GGCUGGCAGCACAGCUUCUGUGAAGCAGUCGAGAUUCUUAGGGUGUAGGUGAGAAAUAAAUAAAAGACCGCAAGAGCAGAUAUCAGCAGAUAAUUUGCAACAAGACGGUAAAACGCGUGCCUAGUUUGGGCUUAGGGCGUAGGUAGAUGUCGGACGGAUGUCGGUGUGGCGGGCUCGGAGCAGACGAGGGCGGUGAAUUAUAUAGCAGUAGUGCAAUGGUGAACCACCUGUGCAAGGGACGCAUCAGUCUAUUAAAGACUUUUCUGAUCCUGCCUGGCCACGAGCAUGUGCAGCGGCCCGUUACAAAACUUCCGUCAUCGGCGACUUCGGCAUCAUGGUCCAGGCACGCCUGCUUACACAGUGCUCAUGGCGCAAUGCUGUGUCCACUUAUCUGCCCUUAGUCGCUCGCAUUGUGCUGCAUCUGAUAACGACGCAACCCACCUGCGAUGUCACUGCGGCUCUGCGGUGCAGAGAGCCAGCACGGCGCCGUCUUAUCGAACCCUUGGAAGACGCGGUACCUGCAUGAAGUCACAGGAGAGUGGCUUGGAAAGUAGAGCCGCGUCUUGCCGAUCACGAGGCUUCGCGCAAUGUACGUGCAAGUUGACGCGACGCCUUGAAAGGAUCACUAGCGUGGAGAUUUGUCUUAUCAGAUGCUCGUCUGAUAGCGGCAUCUCUCGCCGUCUCUCCCCACGCUUGCAUGCCCUCCGUGAGCCCUUGGACAAUUUUGACGGUCCUCGGGGCGCACAGGUGGAGCACUUCUUCUGUCGUGGACUCGUGGAUGGAUGCGAGUGGCUAAGCGCUCGGCAUCUCGAGUCAUGGGAUUCUUACAAAGUGCUCACGUUCUAGUCCGGACGUUUACAAAGCUUCACGCUGCUCAUCGAGACAUGAACGAAUUUUCAAAAAGUCUUGGACAUGACGAACGCUGAUCGAGAUGGUCCUGCAUUGAG
Messenger RNA from Macroventuria anomochaeta, 947 nucleotides. RefSeq lists its product as uncharacterized. The coding region runs from base 286 to 846 and encodes 186 amino acids. The transcript has a single exon. Lineage: Eukaryota; Fungi; Ascomycota; Dothideomycetes; Pleosporales; Didymellaceae. The record is from RefSeq and is a predicted model, not a curated record.